AUGAUGGAAGUUUCCGAAAUACGAAGAGGUCAUUUCAGAGAUCAAGGCGUCGAAAUGCCUGGCCCGCACACGUUUUAUGAUGGGGCUACAAUGCUGCAACCGAUUGCCACAUACUUUGGGGUUCAAGUGGAUAGGAUCAAUUUCGUGCUAUGCAUGUUUUCAUCACUACCAUUAGCGUACGUAUUCAAACGUUUCUGUGCUCCAGGUGUCGUCACGCGUCAAACGCGUACCGUUUUCCCAUUAUUAAUUGGUGUUAUGUUCUGUUUUUUCUGUUUCGGACGGGCGUCCAAACAUCUUCUGUCUAACGCCCUUAUCAACUAUGCCAUUAUGUACUGCUCACCGCCGAAGCAUGUUCACAGGUAA
Molecule: messenger RNA, 363 nt
Organism: Cooperia oncophora
Lineage: Eukaryota; Metazoa; Nematoda; Chromadorea; Rhabditida; Trichostrongylidae
Source: the annotation of a GenBank genome assembly